CUUCUCUCACUCCCCAUCUCUAGGGUUAAACUGUGAGAUUUGGAGCAACAAAAGUAACAAAUCAUGGCAACACUUCAAGACAUUGGUGUAUCAGCAGGGAUAAACAUCCUCACUGCAUUCAUUUUCUUCAUAGUCUUUGCUUUUUUAAGACUUCAGCCAUUCAACGACAGAGUUUACUUCUCCAAAUGGUACCUCAAGGGGUUAAGAAGCAGCCCUGCAAGUGGCGGCGGAUUCGCGGGGCGGUUUGUGAAUUUGGACUUGAGAUCAUACCUCAAGUUCUUGCAUUGGAUGCCUGAAGCUCUCAAGAUGCCUGAGCGUGAGCUGAUUGAUCAUGCUGGUUUAGACUCUGUUGUCUAUCUCCGGAUUUACUGGCUCGGGCUUAAGAUUUUUGCUCCAAUAGCAAUGCUUGCUUGGGCAGUUCUUGUACCGGUUAAUUGGACGAACAAUGAGUUGGAGUUGGCUAAGCAUUUAAAGAAUGUUACUUCAAGUGAUAUCGACAAGCUAACAAUUUCAAAUAUCCCAGAGUCUUCACAUAGGUUUUGGGCUCACAUCGUAAUGGCUUACGCCUUCACAAUCUGGACUUGUUAUAUGCUGAUGAAGGAGUAUGAGACGGUUGCUAACAUGAGGCUUCAGUUUGUUGCCACAGAAGCCCGUCGACCUGACCAGUUUACUGUUCUUGUUAGGAAUGUACCUCCGGACCCCGACGAAACUGUGAGUGAGCUUGUGGAGCAUUUUUUCCUAGUCAAUCACCCUGAUAACUACCUCACACAUCAGGUUGUAUACAACGCAAACAAGCUCGCCGAUUUGGUUAGUAAAAAGAAGAAGCUGCAGAAUUGGCUUGACUAUUAUCAGCUCAAAUACACUAGAAAUAACUCUCAGACCAGACCUAUUACGAAGCUUGGUUGCCUUGGCUUGUGUGGACAAAAAGUUGACGCAAUCGAACAUUACAUUGCUGAAGUUGAUAAAACAUCAAAAGAGAUUGCUGAAGAGAGGGAGAAUGUGGUGAAUGAUCAAAAGUCAAUCAUGCCAGCAUCUUUUGUCUCCUUCAAAACCCGUUGGGCUGCUGCUGUUUGCGCUCAGACCACACAGACCCGAAACCCAACCGAAUGGCUAACCGAAUGGGCUGCAGAGCCUCGUGAUGUGUAUUGGCCAAACCUUGCGAUUCCAUAUGUUUCUUUGACUGUAAGAAAUUUGGUUAUGAAUGUAGCCUUCUUCUUCCUUACCUUCUUUUUCAUCAUCCCUAUCGCGUUUGUACAAUCUCUUGCUACCGUUGAGGGAAUUGAGAAAGUUGCGCCAUUCUUGAAGUUCAUUAUCGAAGAUAAAUUCGUAAAAUCGCUGAUACAAGGUCUGCUAGCCGGUAUUGUGCUGAAGCUUUUCCUCAUCUUUCUGCCAGGCAUACUGAUGACCAUGUCCAAAUUUGAAGGCUUUACUUCAGUUUCAUCCUUAGAAAGACGAUCCGCGUCUAGAUAUUACAUCUUUAACUUAGUGAACGUCUUUCUUGGAAAUGUUAUCGCUGGAGCUGCGUUUGAGCAGCUUAACUCUUUCCUCAAUCAGUCGCCUAAUCAAAUCCCUAAGACAAUUGGCAUGGCGAUACCAAUGAAAGCAACCUUCUUUAUCACAUAUAUAAUGGUUGAUGGUUGGGCAGGAGUUGCAGGAGAGAUUCUUAUGUUAAAACCUCUCAUUAUAUACCAUCUCAAAAACGCACUCUUGGUGAAAACAGAGAAAGACAGAGAGGAAGCAAUGAACCCGGGAAGCAUCGGUUUCAACACUGGAGAGCCUCAGAUACAGCUUUACUUCCUUCUCGGUCUUGUCUAUGCUCCCGUGACACCAAUGCUUCUUCCUUUUAUCUUAAUCUUCUUUGCGCUUGCUUACGUCGUAUAUCGCCAUCAGAUCAUAAAUGUGUAUAAUCAAGAGUAUGAGAGCGCUGCUGCGUUUUGGCCAGAUGUUCAUGGACGGGUUAUAACGGCAUUGAUCAUAUCUCAGUUGCUUCUGAUGGGUUUGAUAGGUACAAAACAUGCCGCUUUAGCUGCACCGUUUCUCAUCGCUCUUCCCGUGAUUACCAUCAGUUUCCACCGCUUCUGUAAAGGCCGUUAUGAACCCGCCUUUAUCCGAUACCCCUUACAGGAAGCUAUGAUGAAAGAUACAUUGGAAAGAGCAAGAGAGCCAAAUCUGAACCUGAAAGGUUACUUGCAAGACGCUUAUAUUCAUCCGGUUUUCAAAGGCGGUGAUGACGACGACGAUGGUGACAUGGUCCGAAAAUUGGAGAAUGAAGUCAUCAUAGUGCCAACAAAACGCCAAUCGCGGAGGAACACUCCCGCGCCAAGCAGAAUCAGUGGUGAAUCGUCUCCAUCUUUGGCCGUUAUUAACGGUAAAGAAGUCUAGUUUAACUGUUUCAGUAAAAGCACCUGCAUACG
This is a messenger RNA of Arabidopsis arenosa, 2414 nucleotides long. NCBI's taxonomy places the organism in Eukaryota, Viridiplantae, Streptophyta, Magnoliopsida, Brassicales, Brassicaceae. The record is from the annotation of a GenBank genome assembly.